Harmonia axyridis is the source of this 1971-nucleotide messenger RNA. RefSeq names its product probable tyrosyl-DNA phosphodiesterase (gene gkt). Bases 184 to 1908 code for a protein of 574 amino acids. The record is from RefSeq and is a predicted model, not a curated record. Gene Ontology annotation, molecular function: 3'-tyrosyl-DNA phosphodiesterase activity; single-stranded DNA binding; double-stranded DNA binding. NCBI's taxonomy places the organism in Eukaryota, Metazoa, Arthropoda, Insecta, Coleoptera, Coccinellidae. Gene Ontology annotation, cellular component: nucleus. Gene Ontology annotation, biological process: single strand break repair; double-strand break repair. The transcript is spliced from 9 exons.
UCAAACAACAGCUGUUUCUAUUCAAAACAUGGUCAAAAUAACUUGAAGUUUUGCGGGAAAUUUCCUUCUCUUAUGAAUAGAAAGGUGUUCAGUUGUACUGGAUGAAAGUAAUCGAAAUUUCUAUCGGUUUUCUUCACAUAUAAAAAUUCCGUUUUCGGAAAAAGCUGCUGAAUCAAUAGAAAAAUGGAAUCUUAUUUGAAGAGAAAAGCUGAUAUAGAUGAUGAUUCCGAAAAACAGAAAUGUCCGCAUGGAGAAAAAUGUUACAGGAGAAAUAUACACCAUUUCAAGGAAUAUCAACAUCCGCAUUUAUUAAAAUAUCUACUAAAUGGGGAUAACAUUCCAGAAAGUCUUCCUCAACCAAAGAGUGUUUAUUUAGAACAGCUGAAAGUUUUAAAGGAUCUUCUUAAAAUAGACAAUGCAACUGCAGGGCCAAGUGAAGGUAUACCUCAAAAAAAAAUUAAAGCUGAUAAUUCCUCAAAAUUAGAAAAAUCGAAAAAAUUCCCAGAAAAGAAAGAGAAGAAGACUAUUUAUCAAUCAGUUAAAGGGGAAUCUAGUACUGCUUCUACAUCAGAAGCCACAGGCAUGCUCAAAAAAUGGGAACAGAAUGCCCCAUAUUUUGUAUUUUACACAACCAUUCCAAAAUCUCCAGCUACACUCAAGCAAAAAAAUUCUAUAACUUUUACAGAUAUACUCUGUCCUAGUUUUGGAAAAUUGAAAUGUAGUUUACAAGUGAAUUUUAUGAUUGAUAUCAUGUGGCUAAUGGAACAAUACAAAGCCAGAAAUGUAAGUUCGUUACCUAUGACCAUUUUGUAUGGCUAUGAAUUCCCGCAAAUGGAAGAAUUCAUGAAUAAAUUCCUCAAACAAGUCACCUAUCACCAAAUGAAAAUGAGGGAUCCCUUUGGAAUUCACCACUCGAAAGUUGGUAUUUACGUUUAUGAUGAUGACAGCAUAAGGGUGGUUGUGUCCACUGCUAAUUUGUAUUACGAGGACUGGAAUCAUUACAAUCAGGGUCUCUGGCUAAGCCCUAGUUGCCCUCCGAUGACAGAAGACACUCCGAACAAUGGAGACUCUCCAACAAGAUUCAAAUCCGAUCUCCUGUGGUACUUGAAGACUUACAAUGUCCCUUGUUUGAAACCUUGGAUAGAAAGAGUUGAAAAGACGGAUUUUAGUCAUAUAAGGGUUUUUCUAGUAACCUCCACUCCAGGUAAGCAUUACCCGAAUGACGCAGGCUCCCACGUACACACCGUUGCCAGAUUGCUCAAAAAACACUGCAAUUUACCAGCCAAAACAACGCCGGAAAGCGAAGGACCCUCUUCUUGGGGAGUUAUAGGGCAAUCUUCGAGCAUUGGAAGUUUGGGUAAAAACGCAGGGGAAUGGCUCAGAAGUACUUUCUUGAGGUCUCUGGCUGCUCAUAAAGCUGCCUCUUUGACCUCUAAUCCUAACGCAACUUUGAGUUUUGUCUACCCCACUGUUGAUAACGUCAUGACUGGUCAUUUUGGGCCCGAAAGUGGUGGUUGCUUGCCUUAUGCUAAAAAUGUGAAUGAGAAGCAGAAAUGGUUCCAGGAUUAUCUGCAUCAGUGGAAAGCUGAAUUACUGCAAAGAAGUCGAGCGAUGCCUCACAUCAAAUCCUACACAAGAGUGUCACCAUGUCUUACCAAGCUGGCUUAUUAUCUGCUCACCAGCGCCAAUCUUUCUAAAUCUGCAUGGGGUGGCAUCAUACAAAGGGAUCAGGGUGUAUAUGUGAGAUCGUACGAGGUUGGAGUGAUGUUUCUUCCUGAACUUUUCGAAAUGGAUUAUUUCAAUAUAGCGCAGACUUUGAGCAACAACAGUUCAAAUGUAAUAUUUCCUUUUAUGUAUGAUUUACCUUUGACGCCUUACAAGGCUGAUGACUAUCCGUGGUGUAAUUAGACAUUUGUUUAUUAUUUAUUUCUGGUUUGUUCUAUUUUUAUACAAUACAUUAUCUUUUCUAUA